Messenger RNA from Callorhinchus milii (elephant shark), 1798 nucleotides. Its product is annotated as cysteinyl leukotriene receptor 1. Gene Ontology annotation, cellular component: plasma membrane. NCBI's taxonomy places the organism in Eukaryota, Metazoa, Chordata, Chondrichthyes, Chimaeriformes, Callorhinchidae. Bases 197 to 1282 code for a protein of 361 amino acids. Gene Ontology annotation, biological process: G protein-coupled receptor signaling pathway. Gene Ontology annotation, molecular function: leukotriene receptor activity. The record is from RefSeq and is a predicted model, not a curated record. The transcript has 2 exons.
AAGGAUUUCCUGCUUUUACUUCAGCAACCCAUUUAUUGCUUAUGUGAAGCAGAAAGUGAACUAAGCAGCAAGAUCUCUUUGUAUUGUAGUUUUACAUUCGGGGAUUCUUAUGAACAUAAUAAAAAGAACACAGAUCAAGUGAAAAGUAAACUUAUAAGUAUCUGAAGACUUUUCCUUCCAACGCAAAUCACCUAAAAUGACAGAAGUCUAUACUAACAGUUCCAGUAAUGAAUCGCACACUUGUCCAUCAAUUGAUGAGUUCCGAAAUCAGAUCUAUUCCACCAUCUACUCUUUUAUCUUUGUUGUGGGUUUGUCAGGAAACAGUUUUGCAUUAUACGUACUUGUGAAAACCUUCAAACAGAGAACAGCGUUCAAUAUCUACAUGCUGAAUCUGGCAAUAUCAGACCUGCUGUGCGUGUGUACCUUGCCUUUGCGUGUGGCUUACUAUUCCUCCAAAGGCAGAUGGAUUUUUGGGAGUUUCAUGUGUAGAAUCAGUUCAUAUGCUUUUUAUGUCAACUUGUACUGCAGCAUUUACUUCAUGACGGCAAUGAGUUUUACUCGUUUCAUAGCCAUUGUGUUUCCUGUUCAGAACCUGAAAAUAGUGAACAUUAAGAAAGCCAAAAUUGUCUGCAGUGUGAUAUGGAUCUUUGUCAUGCUGACAAGCACCCCAUUUCUGAUGAAGGGUUCUCACAUUGAUGGGAAUAAAACAAAGUGCUUCGAACCUCCUUCACACUCUUCAAAAAAGGCUGUGUCUAAAGGUCUUAAAACCCUUUUGACCCUGAACUACAUUUCUCUAAUUCUAGGCUUCAUCAUCCCUUUCCUGAUCAUUAUUAUUUGUUACGCGUUUAUUGUAAAGUCCUUGUUGAAAAGCACAGCAGCCAUUAACAAGAAGAAAGCAUCACGCCGAAAGGCAAUACAUCUGAUUAUCAUUGUGCUGACUGCCUUUCUGGUCAGUUUCAUGCCUUAUCACAUUCAACGCACAGUGCACCUCCACUCCCUCUUCCAAGCGGGGGAGAAUUGCGAUGAAAUUAUUUAUAUGCAGAAGUCUGUGGUGGUCACACUCUGUCUGGCAACGGCCAAUACCUGCUUUGACCCACUCUUGUACUUCUUCUCUGGGGAGAACUUCAGGAGAAGAUUAGCGUCCUCCUUCCGUAGAAAGAGUUCUGUCUCAAGCAAUCAGAUGUCCAAUAAACGGUCAAUCGGCCGCCUGAUGGAACAGGAAAAAAAUGAUGAUGCCACCACUCCAGAUCAGCCAAAGAAACGUAACAGCGAUGACAACUAAAUCCAGUGCUCCAGUGCAUUACGUGGACCUUGAUGUAUCUCUGAGAUUCUGAUAUCUCUCACCAUAUUCCUAACAUUUUUUCCAAAUGCAGCAGUUUGCUAGAGCAAAAUUUUCUUAUUAUGUCAUGAAGAGGAAGUAAAUUUAGAGAAUGCCUUCUGGUUAUAUAAUAAUAAAUAAUAAUAAUCCUUGCGUUUGUUAUAGCACCAUUCACUUCUCCUAGCUAUCUCAAAGCGCUUCACAGAAUAUAUUGUAAAGUGAAUUUGUGGGAGAUGUGAACGCAUUGUGGAACUGAUUGAAGAGCAUUGCAUGUCAUUUAUCCAUUUGCUUCAUUACAGUGAGAAUAAUGAUGUUUCGGCUCCUCUAUUACUAUCUCCUUUAUUAUUAUGAGUUGUUAUUUUAUGCAAUACAGAAAAAUGGGGCAAUACUUUCCAAACCAUCACUGUCGCUUUUCAAUAGGUGUUUUUCAAUACAUUACCUUAAUGUAUAAUAAUACAUAAUAAUCCCUCCAAAACAAUA